Messenger RNA from Acanthoscelides obtectus, 966 nucleotides. NCBI's taxonomy places the organism in Eukaryota, Metazoa, Arthropoda, Insecta, Coleoptera, Chrysomelidae. The record is from the annotation of a GenBank genome assembly.
AUGCUUGGGAGAAAAAACGUACAGUUAGAUCCGUAUACCCUAGGACAAGCAAGUAACUGGAAAACGUAUGGUACAAUGUCAAACAAAGGGGGCAAUCGUGCUUUGACUCACAGAAAGUUUCGUGAUUUUUUGGCUGAAGUGGAUGCUACAUAUGGGGACCUGUUACUUCACACCGGUGUUCGUUGGUUAAGCGCCGGAAAGUGUUUGCAACGAUUUUUCGCUCUACGCAAGGAAAUUCCUAUUUUCCUUAAAAAUGAAGUGAAGUCCGACACUACGGAACUGGAAAAUCAAAUGGCAGAUGCACAAUUUUUAGCAGACCUUGCAUUUUUAACAGACAUGACAUCUCAUCUUAACGAACUGAAUUUGAAGCUACAAGGAAAGCAGCAGAAUAUUGCCAACUUAUUUGGACACAUAAAUGGUUGUAAAGAACAUUUCGAAGAAAUGAAGGAUUUUGAGGAAGUUUCGUAUUUACCUCAUAUAAAAUAUAUUGACACAAUUGCAGAAGAAUUCAAAAAUCGAUUUAGUGACUUUAAAAAAAUCGGAAGCGACAUUUCAGUUUUUACUCAGAUACUAACAAUUUCUGUUGUGAACGUAAGCAGAGCAGACCUUCAACUGGAAUUGUGUGAUUUGCAACCAGAUCCUUUCUACCAAGGAAGAACUGAAACUGGCUUGGACUUUUUUAAGUUACUGCCAGGAGAACGAUACCGCAACUUGCGAAACUUAGGACUUACAAUGGGAUCAAAGAUGGCAAGCACACAGCUAGAAGAGAAAACGAUAACUUGGAAAGGUUGGUUAUAUAAACGAGGAUUGAUACGCCGCUACCCAGUGCAGUCAAACUCGCUCUGCUACGCGCUGUCAGGAUGUAUCCUCUCACCUUAUACACCCGCCCACAGCUUGUCCGAAUUUAUCCGUUCUGCUAAGAAAUUACAGCAAGCAGAUAAUAGCACAAACCACGAAUUGGGCUAG